UUUUCGCUUUUUGGUCCUCAGAGACGAAUUUAUCUAUUUUUUUUUAAUAAAAAUUUUCCCUCUUCUUUGACAAUUCACACGCACUGAUUUAGGCGGGAAAAUCCUCUCCCUGCAACUUUUCUACUUCCCUAAACCGCGCCUACAGCCUUUUUCCCAGCCGUUUCUCGUGCUGUGAAGAACCGAAGAUCGCCGGCCGGGUGUUGCAGACCGCGACUGGAAAUGCCACCAAGAAAAAAGUUAAAGUCUUUGGCCUCGAAAUCAAGCAAAGUUUCUUCAGCUGAUCAUUCGUCGCAACCUUCAAAGUUCGGCAUCCAGCAGUUGUUCCUUCGUCAUUUUCAAAACUCCCAAUCCACAUCCUCAUCUCCUAGCUCCAGUAUUGCUUCUGGAAAUGAAGUUUUGGCGCCUCAAAACCCUCCCGACAUGCUGGAUCGGCAAGCUGAUAAUGUGGAAGAGUCCUCGCCUGAGGUCUCAAAAACCUUCAAACAUUUCAAAUUCUCUCCUGGAACGCUGAUAAUGCAAAGCCAGGACGAUGGAAAUGAAGAGAUAACUUGGAAAAUCUCUCCUAUGAAUGAAAAACUUCGGGCAACUGCUAAGCAAAUUCCUAAGAUGGCAGAAUUGUCAGACAAUCCCACCAGGGUUAACUCUUCUGGCAUUCGUCAUUGCUCCCUGGACAAGAAAGUUUAUCCCACCCCUGGUACAACUUCCAAACUUGAGCAAUGGCUUUCUUCGCCAGCAAAGAAAGAUUCUGAGAGAUCAUCGUUCCUGGUGAAUAGCAUUGUUGUGGAAAGAGCGAAACCUUCUGUAGAUGUGGAUUAUGACCAUGUUAGUACAAGUGCUAAUGGAAGUAGUCCUUUUCAAACACCACCAUCACUCUCAUGCUGUCAUAACAAGGUUCCUUCUACCAUUACAUGCAGUAGGGUAUCUGAACUUGUGGAUGUCAGUCAACAUAAAAAGGCCUUGCUAGAAAUUUUAAACCAAGUUGAAGAUGUCAUCUCUGUUGAUGGCACAACAAUAGAUGACGAGGGGUCCCAUGUGCCCCAAGUAGAAGUUACAGACAGGAACGUCUCUUCUGAUGUUGUUCACCCUCAAGAUGGAGGGAAAUCUAAUCGACUAAAAAAGCAUACUUCUAUGUUUGCUGAUAUCUAUUUUCUUGUAUUAGAGGUAUCUGAGAAACGUGGCUCUGCUGGAUCAUAUCGUGGUCAGUGUCAUUAUAAGGUUCUUCGCCUGCUAAACGAGAAUACUGCAGCAGAGCGAGCUUUGUAUCUCUGGGAUGAAUGGUUUUACAGCACCGUAUCGCCAGGAGAUUCUAUCAAUGUAAUUGGUAAAUUUGAUGAGGAGGGGAAGUGUAACGUGGACCAUGAAAAUAACUUUGUAAUUGUUCAUCCUAAUAUUCUUAUUGCUGGAACUAAGGUUGCUGCAAGUUUCGCUUGCCCAAGGCGAAGUGUGCUUGAUGAACGGCUAAGAUCCAAUGAAUACUCCAUGGCAGCCAUGAUUGGGACCUUGCUGCACCAAGUUUUUCAGGCAGGUCUCAGGAAAGAGUCCGUGACGGUAGAUUUUUUGGAGGAAUACGCAAGCAUGGUGAUUAAGCAAAAUAUCGAGAGCUUGUAUGCAUGUGGAGCAAAUGAGAGAGAUGUGAAGGCAACUUUGUUCGAAGCUAUUCCAAAAAUGUUGAAAUGGAUUCAUACUUUUAGAUAUUCAAAGGACUCAAGGGGAUCAAGUGUUGAUUUUGGUUCUACCAAUGGGCAGUCAAGGCUUAAAAUAUCAGAGGUAGUUGAUAUUGAGGAGAUGGCAUGGGCUCCAAAAUAUGGUCUGAAAGGAAUGAUUGAUGCUUCAGUCCGAGUGUUGGUUGAAUCAGAUAUGAACACAAUGAAUGAGAAAAUAAUGCCCCUCGAGUUCAAAACUGGGAAAGUUCAUGCUGGUCAGUCGUCAAUGGAACACUGUGCCCAGGUGAUUUUGUACACACUCCUUAUGUCGGAAAGGUACCUGAAGCAUAUUGAUAAUGGACUUCUGUAUUAUCUGCAAGCAGAUCAAACACAUGGAAUCGCUGUUCAACGAUCCGAUUUGGUGGGACUCAUCAUGCGCCGGAAUGAACUUGCAAAUGACAUUCUCAAGGCAUCAAAAACACAACAAUUUCCCCCAAUGUUGCGGAAUCUAAACAUGUGUCAAGGUUGUCGUCAUCUGGAUUCAUGCACAAUUUAUCAUAAGGUGCAUGGUGGAAAUAAAGAAAGUAGCGGACUGGGUGAUGUCUUUGACAUGCUUACAUCUAAUCUUUCAACUGUUCAUUGCAAUUUUCUUCGCCUCUGGGAUAGAUUAAUCGACUUGGAAGCUAGAGAGAUGCAGGUGAAUUCACAUGGUCCAAAGAGCAGCAACUCAGCUAGUUAUCUUUCGUCUAUGGUUCUUGACGUGCCGGAUGGGUUUCAGCAUCUGAAUUAUCACAAAGAAAAUCGAUUCAUCUAUCGUUUUGUGCAUCAAAGUUCAUCACAAACUAAAGAAAGAAUAUCUAAUGAAGAUUCUAAGAGCACCGGAAGUCCCCAAGCAGAUGAGCUAGAUUGCAGAUUUAGAGCAGGAGAUCGUGUGAUUCUUAGUUCUGAAGUCCGCCAUUUGGCUGUUGCAAGUGGGACUGUAAUGGAUAUUAGUAGAUUUCAUGUAUCUGUCUCUCUUUCUAAGCAAUUACGUCUUCCUUGGAGUAACCCCUCUGCCGAGGUUUCUGAUCUCUGCCAUGAGGUUUGGCGAAUUGAAAAGGAUGAAAUCAUGAGUUCAUUUUCUGUCAUGAGGUCCAAUCUCUUGCGGCUUUUUGUACACAAUGGACAGAGUGCUCGUCUCAGGAAGAUGAUAGUUGACCUUGAGCCUCCAAGAUUUGACAAUGGAUCUAUACUCAGCCAAGAUCCAGCAAUAUCAUAUAUCUGGUCGGAAAAGAGUUUGAAUAAUGAUCAGCGUCAAGCUAUUCUUAAGAUACUAUCUGCAAAGGACUAUGCUUUGAUCUUAGGAAUGCCUGGAACAGGCAAAACCUCUACCAUGGUCCAGGCAGUGAAAGCUUUGUUAGUUAGAGGUUCAUCGAUUCUCCUUGCAUCAUACACAAACUCUGCUGUUGAUAAUUUACUUAUCAAAUUAAAAGCACAGGGAAUUGACUUUUUACGCAUUGGAAGACAUGAUGCUAUACACAAAGAAGUUCGGGAUAGCCGCUUUUCAGGUAUGGAAAUGUGUAGUGUUGACGACGUCAGAACAAAGUUGGACCAAGUACAAGUCGUGGCCACCACUUGUUUGGGGAUCAACAGUCCCUUGCUUGUGAACAAGCAAUUUGAUGUAUGCAUAGUCGAUGAAGCUGGACAGAUUGCACUUCCAGUUUCUCUAGGACCCUUGAUGUUUGCAUCUAAGUUUGUUCUUGUUGGAGAUCACUAUCAACUUCCACCGCUAGUACAAAGUGCAGAGGCUAGAGAAAAUGGGAUGGGAAUAAGCUUGUUCCGUAGACUAUCAGAGGCACAUCCUCAGGCAAUUUCAGUUUUACAUAGCCAGUAUCGGAUGAGUCAAGGUAUCAUGGAGCUAUCAAAUGCCUUGAUAUAUGGUGACAGACUAUGUUGCGGUUCCUCUGAAGUAGCUAACGCGAAACUUGAGCUUUCUACUUCCAAAUUUUGUCCAUCAUGGCUUAAAGAGGUUCUAGAACCGAGAAGAACAGUGGUAUUUGUGAAUACAGAUACGUUGCCGGCUUUUGAGGCAAGGGAUCACAAUGCCAUUUACAAUCCAGUCGAAGCUUCAUUAAUAGCUAAGAUUGCAGAAGAGCUAGUGAGCAACGGAGUUAGUGAGAACGAAAUCGGAAUCAUUACUCCUUAUAACUCACAAGCAUCCCUCAUUCAACAAGCUAUUCCCACGACUUCCGUGGAGAUACAUACCAUUGACAAAUACCAGGGAAGAGAUAAAGAUUGCAUAAUGGUGUCCUUUGUGAGGUCAAGCCAGAAACCGAGUUCCUCUGCCUCUUCGCUGCUCGGAGAUUGGCACAGGAUCAACGUCGCUUUGACACGUGCCAAGAAAAAAUUGAUAAUGGUGGGAUCACGUAGAACUCUCUCAAGGGUUCCACUCCUGAUGCUUCUGCUGAGGAAAGUUGAUGAGCAGUCCAACAUUGUGACAAUCACCAGCCAUCAAGAAAUCAGAUGAUUACAGUUUUUCUCAAAUGGAAUAGUUUCAUUAUUUUUGUUUUACAAUAGAGUAUAUACUGUACUGUAUAAUAAUGUAUUUAAACAGAGAUUAGAUGCCAACUCCUCUUUGUUAGACCUCUUUUUCACGCA
Messenger RNA from Tarenaya hassleriana, 4280 nucleotides. RefSeq names its product DNA replication ATP-dependent helicase/nuclease DNA2-like. Gene Ontology annotation, biological process: replication fork reversal. Bases 220 to 4149 code for a protein of 1309 amino acids. The transcript has 36 exons. Gene Ontology annotation, cellular component: cytoplasm. Gene Ontology annotation, molecular function: single-stranded DNA helicase activity; 5'-flap endonuclease activity. NCBI's taxonomy places the organism in Eukaryota, Viridiplantae, Streptophyta, Magnoliopsida, Brassicales, Cleomaceae. The record is from RefSeq and is a predicted model, not a curated record.